AUGGCAAAUCUUACUAAACGUGAAUUUGUAGCCUUAGAUAUAUCCGGAGACUCUAAUAGCUAUAUGUCUUGGAUUCUUGAUGCCGAGAUUCACCUUAAUGCGAUGGGUCUGGCAGACACCAUUAAAGAUAAAAAUGAGGCAUCCGACCAAGACCGUGCCAAGGCAAUGAUAUUCCUCCGCCAUCAUCUUGAUGAGAAUUUGAAAAUGGAAUAUCUCACGGUUAAAGAUCCUCUUACGCUGUGGAAUGAUCUGAGAGAUAGAUAUGAUCACCUGAAGAUGGUCAUACUACCACAAGCAAAUUAUGAUUGGCUCCAUUUAAGGCUACAAGAUUUUAAAUCUAUUAAGGCAUAUAAUUCUGCAAUGUUUAAAAUUAUUUCUCAGUUAAAAUUAUGUGGUCAAAAUGUUACUGAGCAUGAUAUGCUGGAGAAAACAUUCUCCACUUUUCCCGCCUCGAGUAUGCUCUAA
Messenger RNA from Lycium ferocissimum, 465 nucleotides. RefSeq lists its product as uncharacterized. Lineage: Eukaryota; Viridiplantae; Streptophyta; Magnoliopsida; Solanales; Solanaceae. The record is from RefSeq and is a predicted model, not a curated record. The coding region runs from base 1 to 465 and encodes 154 amino acids. The transcript has a single exon.